UUCUUGGUGCGCUCCCUCCCUUUUCCCUCCUUGGAGAAUUGCCUUGGUCUUUAAAAAUUUUCUUCGAUUGAUCAUGAUGGUGUUGGAUUCUGUGAAAGAAAAGUGCUCACUCGCUGCGAAGUAUGUCGAUAGAGUUUUCGAAGAUGUUGAGUCGGCAAAUGCUAGGCGUGUCGACCAAAUUAUUGAAGAAGAAAAUCUUAAGAUCAUUCUUGACGGUCUUCCUAAUGCGCAUUCUCUAGCGCGCGGUGAUGAGAAGAUAGAGUCACUUCUUUCGCUGUCGUAUUGUCUUCCGGCGUCAGUUUUAGAUACGAAGUUCAUAGAUAUGUCUGUAUAAGUAACCGCUUCGGACUCUGUGAAAAGGACGAAUACUCGAGAGAUGUUUCUGCUUUGUGAAGGAAGCAAAGCGAGUAAAUGUUCAGGCUCCUUGGCUUAGUUCAAGUAGGCCUGGAUAAGAAUUAAGUAGUAGCAAGGACUGCUGGGUAGUGAUACCUCCGAGGGAGGGAAGCGCCGUGAACAGUAGGAAAUGAACAACGUGAAACACUAGAUCAAUCGUUCUGUGGUUUAGGCGAGCAAUCUAGGGGAAGCUAUUCAAGAAGGAAAGGCUCAUGGAAAGUUUGGCCAAAUGAGCUGCCUACGAUAGAUUUGAUCAGGUCCUGAAUCUCGAGGGGAAGCCCUGGAGUAGUAAGGAUAGGAUGAUCUAGGCCAGGUGACUAAAAGGUUGCGAGACCUUAGUAAACCCUUUGGCGGUUGUAAGAUAUGAAAGAAGAAUAGAAUUGUUGGAAUCUGCGAGGAUACCAGGCGAACUUCCUGGAGACGGGAAGGGGCUAGGAUUCACUCGGUAUUUGGGCACCUUCGCUGUAAAGGUGAUAGGAAUAUAAGUACCACCGGACGGAGCUCUUAAAAGGAUGGCUCCGACGCCUCACUGCGUAGGGGGGGCAGUGUAGAACCUGGCCCGGGUGUAAACAGGGCGGCCCUUCGUGAAGAAGUGCGCCAAAUAACUCCAAGGAACAAACGUUGAAUGACUAAAUACCCUAGACGGCUGCUGCCGAGAUCGACCCGGUAGGGCGGCUUUCAUUAUUAGGACUAGAGGACUUGGAGGAUCAGCAAGAGAUUCCGACUGCAAGGCGGCGCUGUGAACAGCGCUUAGGUGUUGCCUCAGCUACCAAGCUGUAGUGUGGGCCUCAUAGGGGGGCUGAUUGCGGAUCAGUCUCGUUCCCCAUUUUGUAAUUAGGAAAGACGCUUGAAGGUGAAAACCAGCAUUGUAUCUAAACCUAGCCAACACAUAACUGGGGGCUGUUCCGGGGUGCGAGACCCGUAGGAAAAUUUUGUUGAAGAACAGUUCCAAGUGCGAGUCUAGACGUACGGGGAUGACAGUUGGCAAGAAAACAACAGUUGAAGAAUGACCGUGUUCGACAGGUAUAAAAAGAAUGUGAGUUGGGAACUCACAGAGUUGUGAUGUGAUUCUAAUGCCGGAAAGUAUGCAAGAUUGACGUCAGAAGUGAAUUCCAUUCUGACCAGGGUUUUUUUUCUUGAGCAUGGAAUCUUUCUUUCACAAAUAAAUGCUCGAUGUGGUUGACGGAAAGGAUCAAACAAAAUCUAAAAUCUGAAUGGUGCGUCGAGAACCUUGAGGAAAACCCAAGACUGGGAGUGAAGAAACGCGGGAGUGUUUUGUUUCCCAAGGCUGUACCAUGAACAGUUGGAUGAGCAAAGCGAAUGUUAACUGCAGUUUCUGUGAAUAUCAGAAAAUUUAGAAAAUUUAGAAAACAAGCAUCCUAAGAUUAUUCACCUCCUUUUCCAAAUGCAGGGAUAGGAGAUUGUAUCUUCUAAAAGUUCAUCACGGACACCCGAGCGGUAGAAGUGAUAAAUCUUUCAGUCUAGAUUUGGGUUCACCACGAACUUAUAUCUAAUUUUGUAAGAAAAAAAAAACGACUAAAGAUGGGAGGUUGGAAUUAUCCAGUCCGUAAGUAUGACGAGAAACGAGGCGGAAAAAAGGGCUGGCAUGACAAUAACAGUUCCUCUUCCUACGACAAAGGAUAUCAGGGAGGAUAUGGAGGUGGAAAAGGAGGCUAUGGUGGUGGCAAAGGUGGCUAUGGUGGUGGCAAGUCCUACCAAAACCAGAACCACCACUCCUAUGACAAGGAUCAAGGUCGCGACUACAACUACAACUACGGCAAGAACAAAAGCUACUCCAACAACCAGCCCCAGGGCUGGAAGGAUUGGAACGCCGGGGAGAAAUCUUGGGACAAGGAGGAGUCCUGGAACAACUCGGAUGAGUCGGUAGGAAAAGGUCCGAACAAUACAACAUCUACGAAGAAGGAACGAAAAAAGGAGAAAAAGAUGGCCAAGAAAGCUGAGAAGGCUGAGAAAGAGGAGGGAGAGAAGAUGCAGACUGAUUCUUCCUCGUGGAAAGGUGGCGCAUCUUCAUCUUCAAUCGAACAAGGUUCGGUUGAGCCGUUGGUAGAGACCAACAUGAAAACAGCCUCUUCUUCAACCAGCGAAGGCAAGGGAGAUGUUGUCAUGGGAGGACAAGAACGCGAGAAAGAACUGUAUGUGCGAGAUGAGAUGCAGACUGAUCUUGCUGGGUUCUUGGUUCCCCUGCCGUUGCAAGUGCACAUUGUCCCGGUUGAUGACAACUCUUUAAAGUUGUUACGCGGUGACGCCCACUUCGCUGUUGGUCUGGACAAUCAAUACAACAUGAAGACCUGGGUGAAGACGGCGGCUUCCACCUUGAAGGAGUUGUUUUUGAAGAACACGCUCCUACUGUACAAGGAUUCGACUCACCCAGACCCUACCGCGUUCAAGCUCCGGGAAGUUCCGUUUGACGGAAUUUUUGUGGUGGAAACCAACAACGGGGUAGAAAUUUAGAAAUUUAGAAAUUCAGAAAUGAGAAGUGGUGACGUGACACAAAGAUAAAGAACAUUCUCGUGAUAAGAAAACAAGAUACCAAGGUCAAGUAAAGGAAGAAAGGUUGAAAAUUAUGAACUAAACUUCUUGAUUCUUGAGCAGGUAAUCAGUAUGAACCUUCCACUUACAGGAGCCGUUGAACGAUACCAUCAAGGCGUUUUUGAUGUCGAUUGAAGCAUCAUUCGUUCAACCACCGAAUUUUUUGCCGAAAGCGCAUCUAGUGGUGAAAGCGCCGGAAGCUCUGAUCAAUGUCAUUCGACGUCGGUCCAAUGUGGAUUUAGUCGAUUUGGCAAUCAGUUGCCAGAAUCACCAAGAAUGCAACCUUUUGACGGCGAUCGCUGCAUCGGAAGUUGCUCGACGAUUUCCAGGCACAGUCUGUUUUUCGGCGAUUUGGGAUAUGGUCAAUUCGACUGAAGAGCUCAAGUACGGACAUGAAGGGCUUAGUCUUUCAGCCUGCAAGGCGCUCCAAGACCGUAUUCUGGAGCAGCGCAAAGCGCAAUGCUGUGCGAAAGUCGAGGCUUUGUGCCAGAUGCAGAAUGCACCGAUCUGGGCACAGCAACUGCAGGCUCAGUUGCAUCCAAAGGCUAGUUCCCCGAUUGAGUCGGUUGGUGGUAACGCCAACGUCACGGUGGACGAGCUACACGAGAAGAGUCGAGUGAGUGAAGACGCUCGCCGCCGCUCUUCUCAGUCGAAAAACAUCACAGCUUCUGGCACAGAAUACUUUGAAAUAUAUACACCUCGUCGACCAGACGAAUCCCCUAGAGCGAGUGACUAUGCCUCUCUAGGGUCUCCAGACGACGACAUGAGGAACGAAGUGUCUGUCGAAACUACUGAAUUAGACCAAUUCGACGUGGGAACUAAUCUGAUGAGAACCUCACUAGUAAAAAAUGAACUGAUACUAGUACAGAAUGAAAUGAAACCAUCAUCAACAGUUGCGCCACCGGCUGCUUCUGCGAGCUCGUCCAAGGGAGCGGCUACAACGGCUCCAGUCGAGCCGGCCGAAAGUUCUGCGGCGACAAGUUCCGAUGAAGAGUCCUUGGUUCAAGUUGAGGAUGUUCUGUCCGCGUCAGCUCCACCAACUUGUGGCCCAAGCAUCGCUAGCUUGCUGAGACAGCGACUUAGCCGCUAGAGGGGGAAUGAACUCCUCAACUUAGGGGUGGAGGUAGGGGGUUGUAGGAACUCUGGAACAUGAUGGAGUUAUAAAAAACUCUAAAACAUGGAGCUAGGCUAUUUUGCCCCCUGCUUCUAAAAGGAACCUCUACCCAUGAUUUCCCCGCGUCAUUCGUAGAGAUAAAAUCUAAAAAAAAAAAAUAAUAAAAAGUAGACAACGAGAAGCUUCUGCCUUGAACUGAGGCAGCGGUCUUAGUGCUCAGAAAGAGCAAGACGGUGGAAUGUAUCCAAAGAGAAGCGAUGUUGUUCAGACAAGUACCAGUAAGACUGAGAUGUGAUGGGACGUGAAAGAAAACAAACGAUCAGAGUGAUUCGGUGUUAUAGUUGGCCGGGCGCACUGCAAUGCACGAGGCUGUGUGUGACGUUUGAAGGCGGAGGAGGGGCCUUCAGAACUUGGGGGGGAAACCCUUCAGGUGCUGGAAAUGUAGAAAAGAAGAAAAGAAAGAUAAGCUCCACGCGGUGGAAGGAUCAAGAAAGAGAGACUGUUCCGUGUUUUUUGUGUUUGAUUAGAAGUUUUUUCUGUUGGUUGGAAGUAGUGAAUAGUGCGCCGAAGGUUGGGUGAAUUCUGCCAAGAACAUGUUGUUGCAGUAGUGUAGUUGAAAUUGACAGCUGUGUUUCUUUCUCUUGUAAUUGUUUGAAAAGAUGUAGAACCAGACUCAAUGAUGUUAGCAGAGAUAAGCAUUAGCACUUAUUUGGCGAUUGCCUUUUGUCUUUUCCCAAAAAACCACCACCACUUUAGCAGGGUUUGAGAGAGAUUUUGGAGCGAAAAAACUUACAGGAUGACCACAGUCACUCGUUCGCCCGUCACUUGUGGCGGUAUGUCGAGCGCUGUCGUGACCUCUGGGGUCGUCACAGCAAUCCUCGGGUUUAUCUCGAUGGCUCGACCGGAUCCGGUGUAUUACCGUUACGGUAAGCCGCCGGGCAACCCUCCGGGGGCGCCUGGUGACGGAGGCGGCAACAAUUAUGAACAUUAUGAGGAAUAUGAAGAAGGUGCUUAUUGGCUGUUGACAAAGGUCCAAUGGCAGCGACUGUAUGAUCAAAUCGCCAACUUGGUUGCGCAUUUGAGCAUGCUGAUCGGACUUGGUAUUUUGCUAUUUGAAAUGUACCAAGCGAAAUCCCGACAGCAGGAAACUGGGGAAACAACGGAUGAACCAGAAGGAGAUGUGCCACCCGCUUACAAGUUGCUGUCGGUCUUUGAUGGACAAGGUCAUGGACUAGGACUUGGUCAACCUUGGACGGGGAGCACGUUCAUUGAAACCGUGCCGAAUCAAGGUACGACUACCCUGGAGAAAGAGGCACAGAAGAAACUGAAUUUGACAGGAUUUAGAACUCGUAGGGUUUGUCCAAUUUUGGACACUGUGACGAAGUCCACUGGAUUAGGAAUUUGUUUGGAUAGGACUGUAAAGAUGCCUGAAAAUGAGAGCGUAUUCCAAAGAUAUGUUUGUGCACAGGAAAUGCAAGGACAUUUAGAAAUGUUGGAUUUCACAAAGUUGAAGAUGGUGGUAGUAAGACCGAUUGAUGAGAAUUCCUUUGAAAUGGGGUUGCUUUUGGUGGAUAAUUCGAGAUUCAAUGGGAAUGAUUCCUUCUCCAAAUUGAGUGCUACUCCCUUGAAUCUGGAAACUUACUCUGUCAGAGCGGCGCUUGCGGCCAGGCAAACGUUUGACCGGCUUCGCCUAGAACAUCUUCAAGCCCCUUUGCACGGUUGGCAAGCGGUGAAAAGCGGAGCCAUGAAGGCUAUGGGCGUUGCAAGUAAUGUGGUGGAUGCAGUGGAGGCGGAAGCUAAUCGGUUUUCCAACCUCUCCCGUGACAUGAGUGCAGCGGCCUGCUUGGUCAGCUUUAGAGAGCAGUUUUCGAAGCAGGCAGGUCUCAGGCCAAUUAUUGUGCAAGAAGAACUGGGAAUGCAGAUGUUCAGUCUUGUCUGCAAGGAUGGCACUGGAAUUUCGGUAGGAAUUUUCUGUACCCAGUACGUGAACAAAUUCCGCGAAUUGAUGGCUGAAAGGCUGAUUCAAAAGAGCGGUCAGGUGUUUCAGACGUCUGAUAUUGUGGGAACGUCCCAGGAACUAAGACGGUUCUUGCGGCAUUUUCUGCAACGGAUUCCACAAGAGUACGCGCGUUCGUUUGAAGAGAAUUUGAUUGGCAAAAGAGGAAUUGAGUACACAUCUUUGGACUCUGCGUGUGAGUAUGCGUUGGCGAGAGCUAACGUGAAAGCAACAACAAGUGAAUCAAGAUUUUCAGGGGAUGGCUCGUAUGAGCCGGAGCCUGGUUUCUUCAAUCAGAUGGAUUCAGAUUUCGCCCCUGAGCCGGGUUUAGAAGAAAAUCUGUUGAACAAGAUGGAAUUUUAUCCGCGAGGAGAUCGUUCUGCGAAAUUGGUGAUGUGCCAGCCUUGUGAAGAAUAUCAGGAUGAAACGAAGAAAAAGUGGUAUCUCUGUGGGGAUCCAAACCACAUGAGAGGAUUGCACUACGCGUCCCUUGCGGAUGUAGAUUGGAAUAAGGAGCCUCAAACUUGUCCACUGCCCGCGUGCAACAAAAGGAAACAUCCAGUGAAUAAGGCAGGACAGGUCUGCUGUCCGAAUUUGCUGGCUCGCGCAGCCGGGAGGCUGUUAAAGAGAGACGAAAAAACAAAGUUAAUCUUUUGCGAUGUUUUGGUGGACGCUAAGGGCGUUCCGCGUCAUCCAUCAUUUCGGAAGCCAGACUCUCAAGCAGGACUGGGAAAAGAACUCCUGGAACUGAAGCGCGACGGAAAAAACCCGACGUGUAAGUUUGUGCCGGAAAGAGGACAUCGUUUGUCUCAUCCACCCGCCUUUGUGAAAUCUAAUAAACUGAAUUCAAAGAGAUUUGCUCAGAAAGAUUUGAAGUCAAAGAAAACGGGGCCUCCAGUGAAAAAAGUGGCUUUCGCGAAGAGGAGACCCGCCCCGCCCCCGCGGCGGGCCAACCAAAUGAACCUCGAUCCCCCCGUGACGGAAACGUCGACCGGAGGAGGAGAGGAAAUGACAAAAAACGAUUUAGAUUGGGAGAUGUGGGCAAAUGUGCCAUUAACCCCUUCGAUAAAUCGGAUGGAAACGCCCGAGGCCUGCAAAUUGAGUGAGGAUAGAGGUCCGAGCUCCUUCUGUUGGCUGUUUAUCCGAAUUGGAAUUUUGGUUUAUUUGAUAUUAAGAAUGGGAGAAGCCUACGUUUCGGAAUAUUUAGGGUUGACUGCAGACACAGUUCCCCGCAUGGUUUCGAAAGUACGCGAAAAGUUCCUAAGAAAGAGCGGAGUAGUAUCCAUGAUGAAUUCUGCCUGGGAAAGCACAGCAAGACGACCGAAAGAAGAACGGCGAGCCCCAAUUUAUAUUGCGGGUUUUCUAGGCAAAGCCCUUCCAAUUCCUCUAUAUUUAGACCCGGGGGCGUGGCUAGGGUACGAUGUGACUGACAAGGCAAGUCACGAACGUCUGAGAGUACGGAAGGAUGUAAGUGACUUUGUGUCUCCGCCUAUGCCUUGCCCACCAGUGGAGAUUUCUUUUGGAAGAAAGUCUUUUUCCCAUACAGCGAAUCGGGAGUGCAUUUUGUGCUUACAGAUUUCCACUCGAAGUGGGAAGGUCUUGGAUUUGAAACGAAAGUUUCUGAUUGUAGAGGGACUGAACACGCCCGGGGCGUUGAUUGCCGGGGAUACAGCAGUGCAUCAGCUUGGGAUUAACUAUGCGCCGCUACGAGAAGGUAGCCGCGAGAUAGAGUUGCUUGGCGAACGGGUGCCAAUUGUGGAGUAUAAUAGUACAACAAAGAAGCCCGUGAUGAACGCCUUUACAAGGUUAGCCCAUGUGGCGGCCUUCGCGUCGGUAUCUGCGACGUUUGUUUGCCCACCGAUUAAUCAUGAGAAUACCACAGCGGUGGCGCAGCCAAGUCUAAAGGCCAUGAAAGACGGGACUUCAUUUUUACCGGUUCUUAUCACGGGAUCGGAAUCGGAGGACACCGAGCACCCGAUUGAGAUUUUUAAUCACAGGAACAAGGAUCGGCAAGUGACAUUGACGAGAGAGCAUUUGAAGAUCCAACCACUGACCCCACUGCGAGCUUGUAAUCUGAUGAGUCGGAUGACAGCAGAUUCUUCGAAGCCGCUGUCAGGGGGCGAGGGGGGUGAUGAUGCCCUCCUGCAAGCGAGUCCUGAAUUUAAAAAAUUCGAAAAAGAAAGUACGCCCAAACCUCUCGAGAACUGGAAAACUGCAAUAACAGUUGGAGCAUUAUUAACAGACUAUGGAUGCUGGCCUCUGCUGACUCAGCCUUGGCUGGGAAAGGGAGGCGAAGCCCCUGUAGGAGCAAUUCAUGGAAUUACAUAUGACGAAGGUGAGGCGAGUUUAGGAAGUCGAGUAUGUGCUGAUGUUUGGCGAUUACAGGGUCAGUUUGGAGAAGAAACGGAAAAGGUCAGUGAGUGGGAUAGAGAGGUCUACAACUUUUCUGAUACCACCGUCGACGUGAAUAGCGUCCGAUGGGAUUGGUACAAGUGGAAGAAGGAAAACGAGGAAAAAGAAGGACGAAAGGACUUUAAAAACACUUUGGCAGCCGGAGCGACGAGUAAGAUGAAGGUCUUCUCGGAACAACUACCGGAGGCCAGGGAUGUGAAACAUUUGAGUAGUCUGUUUCAAGAGUGGGAAGGUAUUCGAAAGAUCGAAGCAAUCUUGUUGAACGUGUCAAAAUAUAAAAAUAAGACGAAGCCGAAAGACUUCAUCGGGGAUUUGGACAAGGAAAUACAGGAUCGAAGUACCAAAAGACAGCGCAACAGAAAAUGGGACGUGCCGUCUGUCGAGUGGACGGAGAACGUCACGCAAGUCUUUAGCGCGCAAGUAAAGGAGUUCGACCAUAUGCCUGAAGAAAGUAAAGAAGCGCUGUUGGCUACGAUUGAACGGAAUGCGCAUUUCUUCUACGAUGAAGGAUGUCCGUUCCCUUCGUUGAAAACAGUGCGCCACUUCGAUUAUAAUCCUAACAGGGUGACGCAUCGGAGUUUACCUCAGCCGUUGCAGUUGAGCGCGUACGGAAAGAAGUGAUUGGAUUUUUUGUUCCAGACUCAGCUCGACGACGGGUUGUUUGAAAAGUGGGAUGGGUCUGAUGAAAGUCGACCAAUUUUUUGCAGUCCUGCUUUUUUAGCACCUCGCAAGAAUUCCGUGAUUGGAAGGAUUGUGGUGGAUUACAGGAAGUGUAACGAGGCGAUGACGCCGAUUGCGUUGCCGGCUCCUAACCAAGAAAAGACUUUCCACAAUCUAAAAGGGAAGAAGUUUUAUUUUGGGUCGGAUUUGUCGCUGGCCUACAAUCUAGCGAAACUCGAUGUGCAAACGAAACGUCUCCUGGCGGUGGUGACCCAUUCUGGGGUGUACUUGCCUACGCGAUUGACGUUAGGACCAAGUCCCGCGCCUGGGUGGUUCCAAGCUCAAACUGAGGCGGCGUUUGGGCACGAGUGUGAAGUAUUUAUAGAUGACAUCGGCUAUGGAGAGAACUCAAUGGAAGAGUUCAUGUCGCGACUAGAGAGGGUAUUCCAAUGUUGUGAGAAAAGUGGGGCCCGACUCUCGCUGACUAAGACUUUUAUUGGUGCUCCGAAAAUUGAAGUGUUAGGGCAUAUCAUUGAUGAAGCCGGGACGCACCCUAGUCCGGCAAAGUUAUUCCAAAUUCAGAAUUGGCCUCUCCCCACAAACAAAGAAGAUUUGACUUCGUUCGUUCAUGUGGUGCGGUAUCUGCAAUGUUACACAAGCGAGCUACAGAAUGUCGCGGCACCCUUGAAGGAAUACGAACUCAAGAAAAGGCCUUUUAAUGAGUUUGCCUCAGAUGAGCAGGCAGUAGCCGCUUUUCAGGCACUAAAGGACGUGGUCUCGAAGAAUGCGAUUCUGAUUAAGCCAGACUACGAAGCAGCAAAUACUUGGCAGCGGCCAUUCGAGGUGUUCACGGACGCCUCGCAGAAUCGCUAUGCCUGGGCAAUUUGUCAGCGAACAGCUGAAGGAAAACUGCGAGUGUGGAAAUGUUCUACGCAUUCGUUUGACAAAACGCAGAAGCAGUGGUCGACUUUAGAGCGCGAAUUAUUUGCCAUCGUGGACUUCAUAAAGUCGGGCUAUGAGCUGAUUCGAGGCUCGAAGUGGAUCCUGUACACGGAUCAUCAGAAUUUGGGCACGAAAGAGCUCAACUCACUGUGUGCCAAUAGAACUACCGGAGGUAAGAUCUUACGAUGGUUUUAUCUCAUUGCUAGACCGCUUUCUACUGGGAAGCGAGUAUAUUUGAAGGGGGAAGCGAACGUCAUUGCGGACGCGCUUUCGAGGAUGAAGUCUGAGGAGGAUCCGGCACUGAAGGAGAUUGAUAAUCUUUCUUUUAUGUUGCCGCGGAUUCGUUCUCUAGUGCAGUUUAUCUUCUGCCAGCCAGAUCAACUUGGCCAGAUAAUGUCAGAAAGAAAAAAGUUACUGGAGGUGGAUCAUUUUGUGCCACCCGUUCACCCAAGUGAAGACUUUGAGGACCCGCGUGAUCACUUGCCGAGUGCUCUGGCAUCGGAUCAAGCGGUAGGCAGUGAUGUGGGGGCGAAGUGCAUUGGAAUUAUGAUGAAGAAGGACGCGAGCAUGAAAGAAAGCGAGGGAAGGAAUGGAGAUCAGGAGUGGCAGAGUCCAUCUCAGUUAAUGUGUACGAUGUGCGAUGAAGGCGAAUGCAUGAUGUUGCAGGAUGGGGCAGGAUUCCACUUGUAUCAGGGGGAUGGCAUCCCCGAUCGACCAUGUAACGCGAGUUCGUCGUUACUAGAUGAGGACUUAGACCUCCUUGACCUAGGAAGGAGUGGGGAGGGUUCGACGUCCUCGAAACAGAAGCGGGUUUGUGCGGUGGUGGUUUCCCCAAGUGGGAAGGUGUUAAAUACAGAUGCGCAAGAAAACGAAGUUUUUGAAGAUAUUUCAACUCGGUUUCAAGGAGGGAGAUUGAAUGAGGGAGAAGGAGUUAACCAAGGGCUUCGGCGGUUGAUGCCGUUAUGCGUUAAAAACGCCGAGAAGCUAGAGUGUCAAUAUGCAACCUGCCCGAGCCUUUACGAUCUAGGAGUCUACUGGGUUUUGCUGCGGGUAAAUUCCACGGCGGACCACGGAUGGCUGGAAACGGCUUCCGUACUCAGUCCAAGGUCGGUAACCUGGGAAGUAUUUAUCGAAAAGUUAGGAGCAUCACGUCAAAAGCGACGGCUGAAGACGAUGCUCAAAGCAAUGAGAGAUCAGUUGCGACCCUCGGCAGUAACCGAGCGCUAUAGGGGGACUUUCCUUCCCCGGCGAUUAUAUCGGAAGACUGACGAGAGAGGAGAUAACGUAGUGGUCUCCGGUGUGAUGGAUGGUCGUUCAACGGAUCGGGAAUGGAUUAAAAUUACUCCGAGCAUGACGAUUAAGCAAGCUUAUGAUAAAGCUUGGGAUCGUUUGAAGGAAUUGAUGCAAGAAGCCGAAACAGCGGCAGCUAGACGAUUGGGUGAAAGAAUCGUGAAUGGGAGGUCUGUGGUUCAUCAAGAGUAUUUUCAUCUUUUUCGGAAGCCUGAGAGGGCGGACGUGGUGAAAAAGGUUGCAGCGGAUCUCUUCACGAUCUCAGCCUCUUGGGAUACUAGAGCCUGUUUUUUGGAUUCUGCUCCUUGUACGAACUUCAAAGAGAUUCGGAAGUGUCGGAUAGGGAGGGUGUCCGCUUCAUUAUGUCGGUGCCUCUGUGGUGAAGGCGUGAUAGGAGGGGAGGCCCCUGAUGUGACUGAAUUCCUAACCGCGCCGGAAUGCGUGAAAAUUUCAAAGGAGGUUCGCGAGCAGUUUAUUAGGAAAUGCGAUGGAGUGGAAUCUUUCCGGAUUUUGUUUCCAUCAUUGCCAGUCAUUAGUGACGAGGCUACGAUGAUCCGCGAGACUGCGAAUAGUGAGGAUUUGUACAUAGAAGUGCAUGAAACAUCGGAGAAAGUGACCCGAGUGGCCAUGUGGAACCCAAGGAACGUGACCUCGCUUCAGGCAGGCCCGGUGAGGGCUUUCGGAUCCCUGUGGGAUGAGGAAAGUUGUAAGCUGCGGCUGAAAAAGCAUUGGGAGUUGAGGAUUUUCCAUUUCCCUUUUGCAGGGGAGGACUCCGUGGUGGCAGCGUUAGUUUCACUGCAAGGAGCAGGACUCCGUAAGCGCUUGGUGGAGGAUCAGAAGGUUUGUAAGGAAUGGGGUCCCGUUUAUUUGGCAUGUGAACUGCGCGACAGGGAAAAGGACCGGGAACAGGUUGAGCUUGCGGUUGCACGCAAGUGGGACCUGGGAAAGGCCCGUAUGUCGACCGCUAGAAUGUAUGAGCAUUGGAUUGACGAAGAUACUAAGUUGUUGAUGACACGUCAUCAUGAGACGGCUGUAGUAUGCUUGCCAGCGGGAGGAGCUUGGCUGUCUACCGUAGUAGGGAAGGAGGUGAGUUGGAAGAAGUAUUACCUUCUCCUGGCUCAUAAUUCCUUGCUGGGAACGGGGCAUGGAGGUGCUCGACAAACCUAUAAUCAUCUGCUGGAUAGAGGGGUGUUUUGGGCAACCAUGUGGAGGGAUGUGCAAGUGCAUUGUAAAAAUUGCAUUGCUUGCACGAUCGCCCACGCGGCCAAGGCAACGCAGGCCCCGUUGGGGUAUGAGAAGUAUCUAGGGUUUUUCAGAGUGCUGCACGUUGACCAUGUGGGUCCAUUCAAAUUGGAUAAAGGGUUUAAUUACUUAUUGUCGGUUCGUGACUCGGCGACGUUGUUUUCCUGGUUCAUUCCGGUGAAAACGAAGUCUUGCAAAGAGGCCGCAGAGGCUUUGGUUGCUAACGCAUUUUGUAUGGUCGGAUGCCCGAUUGUGAUACGAUCCGAUCGAGGAUUCGGUGAGUCGGGGGAUGAAAGCCUGGGGAAAUACUUGCAGACAUAUGGGGUGCAUCAUGCGCCAACUAUGCCGUAUUCGCCGCAGGCGAAUUGGCUGGUUGAAGUGCUCCAUAAGCCGUUGCGGAAGAUUUUGAUCAAAUUUGCGGAGAACGCCAAAUGGGUAGAGUUGGUUCCCUACCUAAAUUGGAUUGCUCGGACAACACCGUUCGAGGUGUUAGGUGAUCGCUCGCCGUAUGAGCUAGUGUUUGGCUGUAAGCCGCGGCACGCUUUUGCGGAGACUCUGAGAACGGCGCUCGGAGGAACACCGGGUGUGGAUUCUUAUUUGGAAGCGGCGAAUAAGUUUCGGGAGGAAAUUUUGUCACAAUCAAACCUGACUGGGAAUGAAAAUUCGAAGCUUCGUCAAAUCGCACAAACAAAGCUGAGAGGGCAUUCACUGGAAGCACCUCUGAUUACUGGUGAUCUGGUGGUAGUAAGAAACAUGCACGCGCGAAAAGAUAGUUUUGACCCGAAGAAUUUUCCAGCGUUGUUUAAGGUGGAGUCGGUAGGACCGCGCCACGCGAUAUUGCUGGAUCUAUUGGGUGAAGCAGCAACGGGAGCGGCCAGUGGGAAGGUUCCACUGAAGCUGCUGACCCGUGCUGUACCCGCAUCAAGUGCCGAGGAUUUCUUGCGGAAUCUGGACUAUCUCCCUUCGACGGAUGAAAUGUUAGGAAGAACAAAGGAGGUGUUCACGCGGAAGGUGGAGGAACAGACUGAGUAGGAUGAACUCCUGACGUGGUUGUAGAGCCAGUCCCUGAGGAAAUCUGGGAGGUUUGACGAAAACUCUAAUAUUGCGUAAAAUGACAAAAUGGCCCUACUUCCUACUUUAGGAGACUGCUGCAGCCACUGGCGGGAGAAGGGGGGAGCGGAUGGCUCCACGAAGGGUCUGAGAUAAGUUGGGAGUCUGCAAGGAAUGUUCUGUGUUUUGAAGUAGGGUAUAAGUAGCAUAGAGAUAACCGGACUGGUGUUGUGAAGCGUCGCUCUUAUGCGGUGGAGUCCGAACGGAUUCGAUGAAUGAAGAGAGGUCGACUUCCAGCACUUUGCUGCUAGCCCGGUGCUGAGGCCUACCCUAGCACAGUGUUGGAGGGAUCUCUGGAUCCGUGGGAAGGAACUUCGAGUCAGGAAGUGGAUUGAUCACCUGCUUUCCUGGGGCAAGUUCUGGCUAGUUUAAGGUUCGUCUGUCUUGAAGCAGCAGAGGAGGCGUCGACCUGGGGGCGUCUGUCUGUAUAAGUAACCGCUUCGGACUCUGUGAAAAGGACGAAUACUCGAGAGAUGUUUCUGCUUUGUGAAGGAAGCAAAGCGAGUAAAUGUUCAGACUCCUUGGCUUAGUUCAAGUAGGCCUGGAUAAGAAUUAAGUAGUAGCAAGGACUGCUGGGUAGUGAUACCUCCGAGGGAGGGAAGCGCCGUGAACAGUAGGAAAUGAACAACGUGAAACACUAGAUCAGUCGUUCUGUGGUUUAGACGAGCAAUCUAGGGGAAGCUAUUCAAGAAGGAAAGGCUCAUGGAAGGUUUGGCCAAGUGAGCUGCUUGCGAUAGAUUUGAUCGGGUCCCGAAUCUCGAGGGGAAGCCCUGGAGUAGUAAGGAUAGGAUGAUCUAGGCCAGGUGACUAAAAGGCUGCGAGACCUUUGUAAACCCUUUGGUGGUUUUAAGACAUGAAAGAAGAAUAGAACUGUUGGUAUCUGCGAGGAUACCAGGCGAACUUCCUGGAGACGGGAAGGGGCUAGGAUUCACUCGGUAUUUGGGCACCUUCGCUGUAAUGGUGAUAGGAAUAUAAGUACCACCGGGCGGAGCUCUUAAAAGGAUGGCUCCGACGCCUCACUGCGUAGGGGGGGCAGUGUAGGACCUGGCCCGGGUGUAAACAGGGCGGCCCUUCGUGAAGAAGUGCGCCAAUAACUCCAAGGAACAAGCGUUGAGUGACUAAAUACCCUAGGCGGCUGCUGCCGAGAUCGACCCGGUAGGGCGGCUGUCAUUAUUAGAACUAGAGGACUUGGAGGAUCAACAAGAGAUUCCGACUGCAAGGCGGCGCUGUGAACAACGCUUAGGUGUUGCCUCAGCUACCAAGCUGUAGUGUGGGCCUCAUAGGGGGGCUGAUUGCGGAUCAGUCUCGUUCCCCAUUUUGUAAUUAGGAAAGACGCUUGAAGGUGAAAACCAGCAUUGUAUCUAAACCUAACCAACACAUAGAUAUCGAGGAUCAUAGAGUUAUUGGCUGGAAAAAUAUUGCUUUGCUUAAGCUUCUUAGUCAAGAGUUUUAUCCCGAGGAUUCCACUGCGUGGCUGUUAGCUCUUAAGGGAGGCACGUGUGUUGGCAAGUUGUGGCGCCCUUCUUUUUGGGAGAACAAGAAGCCCAAGAACGACGACGAAAAUUUUGAUCAUUUGAAUCGCAAGUGCUUCAUAAAUUCAAAAAUCUUUUCCAAGCCCCCACUCCGUGUUGAGGAGGAAGCUCUUAAGUUGAUUUGGUCUACUACAAUUAACGAACGAGAUGAAGGCUUGUUGGCCGGUCCGUUUGAUUUUGAUCAACUGCCCCAGUCCGUUCAGCAUGUUGUUCCUAGAUUCGCGAUUUGGCAAAAGACUCGAUAUCGUAUGAUAGAUGGCGCUCGUCUUUUUAAUUGUUCAGCCAAGCUAGAUAAGCGGGCGCCGCUACCUUCACCUUUACAGGCGUUGGCAGCGGCGACUGUGACCGCAAGAAUUCAGUCGUGCCCCGGGUUAGAUAAAAGAAUUGCUGCAUGCUUCUCGUUUCAGUCCAGGAAGCGUAAGUCGGAAUUUGUUCCUGCUGAUUCUUUUGAGGCUUUGUCCAAAUUGCUUCUUGAAGCGGGGGCAGAGUUAGAAGGUUGUUUUAGUUGUAGUGAUGCAGUCGAAGGGAUUGUUAUUGAUGUGAAAGGCGCUUAUAAGACGUUAGGGAUUUUGAGUGGUCAAGAGUUCGCAAAUUUUCUAGUCGUGUGGGAUCCCACCGGAAAGAAAUAUGUUGCGUUCGAAGGGAAGACUCUUCUUUUUGGGAAUACGCAUUCGGUAGUUUGUUGGUGCAGGGUAGCGUUUUUGAUUAAUGCAGUUUUGAGGCGAGUCUUUACGAUUCCUUCUUCCGUUUUCAUCGACGACUACCAUGCUUUUGUUCGGGCUAAUAUGGGCCAAGCUUCUGCCGAUAGAGUUUGCCGUCUUUUGGACGUUCUCGGCUGGGAGUAUAAGCUAGAAAAAGUGGAAGUUAGUGAUUCGGCCGUAUUGUUGCUUGGUUUGAUCUUUCAACUUAGAGGUAAACCUUCAGUAGUAGUAGCUCCAGGGAGAGCUCAAGCCUGUGCUGCUGAAAUUAGAAAAAUUAUUGAUAGUGAGAAGUUGACACCGAACGACGCGUCUCGGAUCUAUGGAAAACUUUCGUUCGCCUUUUGUGCCGUGUGUGAGCGCAUGCUUCAUCCCAUGAUGCGGCCUAUUUUAGCUAGAGUGUUCUCUUCCUGCUCUGAUCAUUCUUUGCGUCGAGUCUUGAAGGCGUCCCUUAGUGCUUGCGCCGAGUUAGUUGUUUCUCUUCCCGCUAGGUCUUUAAUUUUUCUCCCUACUAGGUAUCUGAUUUAUUCGGAUGCGAGUUGGCAGAGAGAGAAGGGCUACAUAGCAGCGUGUUUGGUAGACUGUUGGCAAGUUAACAAAGAUUCUAGGUCGCUUGGCGCAGUGGCCUAUUGGAAGACUCUUGUUUUUCAGUCUGAGACUUUUGAGGAUGCCGCUUUAUAUCCUAUUAACUUUCUCGAAGGUUGUGCUGCAGUUGUUGCUUUAUGGGUUUGGUCUGAUCUUCUUGCAGGUUCUCGGGUUGAUUGUUUCAUUGAUAACUGUUGUGCAGAAGGGCUUUUGAUUAGGAUGAACAGCGGGCGUAGUCAUCUCGCCGCUCUUGCUUUUGAAUUUUGGAAGCAUGCGUCUAGGUUUCACAUUUCCCCGCAAAUUUUUCGUGUUCCAUCAGCAGUGAACAUAGCUGACCUGCCUACAAAAGUCGGCUUCUUGUAUGAAAGUUUUAAGAUUAGUUUCGAUGCGCAAGAAGUUCAGUUGAGUGAAGAAAUAAAGGAUAGAGUUUACAAAUUGCUUAAGUUGGAAGUCGAUAAUCGCGAAAUUUUACUAGAUCGUUCGUUUGCUAGUGAAGAGAAGUAA
Messenger RNA from Amoebophrya sp. A25, 17028 nucleotides. The record is from the annotation of a GenBank genome assembly. Lineage: Eukaryota; Dinophyceae; Syndiniales; Amoebophryaceae.